AUGUCAGGUCUGCACCGAUCUUCCAGCGCUCCGUUGAAGAACGGCCAUGGCGGCCUUCCUCCUCAAGAGCUCCUCGAUGACCUCUGCAGCCGUUUCGUUUUGAAUGUUCCUCAAGAAGAUCAGCAAUCAUUUGAGAGAAUUUUAUUCCUUGUGGAGUAUGCACAUUGGUUCUACGAGGACAAUUCUGUGGAGAAGAAUCCAUCAUUGAAGUCAUUCAGCUUGAAGGAAUUCACCACUUUGUUAUUUAACAGCUGUGAUAUUCUACGACCAUAUGUUCCUCAUAUAGAAAACAUAUUCAAGGAUUUCACCUCGUACAAAGUUCGAGUACCCGUAACUGGGGCAAUUAUUCUGGAUGAGACCUAUGAACGGUGCUUGCUGGUGAAAGGGUGGAAAGGGACAAGUUGGAGUUUCCCACGUGGUAAAAAGAACAAAGAUGAGGAAGACCAUGCAUGCGCUAUCCGAGAAGUCUUCGAGGAAACAGGUUUUGACGUUUCCGAGCUUCUUAACAAAGAUGAGUAUAUUGAGGAAAUAUUUGGACAACAGAGGGUUCGGCUCUACAUAAUUGCUGGUGUAAAAGAUGAUACAACAUUUGCUCCACAGACCAAAAAGGAGAUAAGUGAAAUUGCCUGGCAGCGACUGGAUGAGCUCCAACCAGCAAAUGAUAAUGUCAUAUCACGUAGUAUCAUCGGCCUCAAACUUUACAUGGUUGCUCCAUUCUUAUCGUCUCUGAAAUCGUGGAUUUCAUCACAUCCGCCCUCUAUGGCCCCAAGACCCGAUCUCCCUCUCAAAGGUGUAUCCAUGUGGAAAGCAAGGAACAGCUCGUCUGGAGGCAGCACAAGCACAGCAGUAAUGGAUAGCCAAUUGACCAGGCCCAAAUCCGAUGCUCAUCAUCAACAGCAUCAUCAUCAUCAUCAUCCUCUUCCUCCCUCUCCUCCCGACACGGGGCCUGGCGAGAGUUUCAGAAACUUCAGAUUCGACAAAGCUGCAAUCGUCAGAGCUGCUGAAGCUCGUUUCUCAUGA
Molecule: messenger RNA, 1020 nt
Organism: Linum trigynum
Lineage: Eukaryota; Viridiplantae; Streptophyta; Magnoliopsida; Malpighiales; Linaceae
Source: the annotation of a GenBank genome assembly